Hevea brasiliensis (rubber tree) is the source of this 2584-nucleotide messenger RNA. RefSeq lists its product as uncharacterized. NCBI's taxonomy places the organism in Eukaryota, Viridiplantae, Streptophyta, Magnoliopsida, Malpighiales, Euphorbiaceae. The record is from RefSeq and is a predicted model, not a curated record. Bases 1030 to 1905 code for a protein of 291 amino acids. The transcript is spliced from 9 exons.
AAAUGGGGAUGGGAAGGGGAGUGGAGAAUUGGAAACGGAGGAGAGGUAAUUGCAGCAGUUGACCAACCCUUCAAUUUCUAGCCAAAUCCCAUCCUUACCAACAACUUUUCAUCUCUAACAGCAGCCCUAUGAUGGAAGAAACCGGUCACCAUUUUCUCCUCUUUACAGAACGCAAGAGAAGGAGAAAGAGGAGCCACAACUGCUCUCAACGAUCCAGCAAUUUCUUGUGAGAAUUUCACCCACUCUUAGUGAUUUUGGUCUAUUUGAGGCUGCAACAACCACUCCUAAACUCCCUUACUGUUUCAAUUAGAGUUGAUUUCAUCCUUUUCAACCAAACAGCAAAAUAGAAACAGGAAAUAGAAGAGCUGUUGUUGCUGUCCCUCUUGGAUUUUGGCAUUUUCAUUGCCGUUAGAACCAACCAGCAACAUCCCUGGCCUCCUUCAACUGUUACUGAAUCCUCCCGUUACCCCAUUCAAAGCUAGCAGUUGAAUAAAAGGGUAGUUGAUUGAGAUUUCCUCCCUUGAUUAAGUUUUUAGUCCAACCAAGACCAAUAAUCAAACCCACUUCAUCUCCUAGUCCCAACAAGUUCUAACUUGAAAUUGGUUAAGCUGAAAUUGUGUUAUCUAAGUAUGAAAGAAGGUAAAGGGAGAGGGAAAUAUUGGUACAUGAGUGACAUAGGGUGGUAGCAAGAAGGCAGCAUGUGAUGGCCAUCCCAAGUUCUUCUGUUCUUCUGUUUUCAGUAUUCGUCGGCUGCAAUUGGUGUUGGGAAAUCCUACUCCAGAUGUAGGUUCUAGGGGCAUCUUUGUUGGUUAGAUCGUUCCCCUUCAAUUUAUCUUUGUCUCCAAUACCAGGGCCACUAUAAACAUCACGUCACCGAUCUCUCUUUACAUUGGCAACAUCUAUGAUUAUCUUUUCAUCAAAAGCCGUCAACAUUCGGCCUCUUGUUUCUUGUGCUAAAGCUACAAUUACAGAUAAAACAGGCCACUAUAAACAUCACGUCACCGAUCUCUCUUUACAUUGGCAACAUCUAUGAUUAUCUUUUCAUCAAAAGCCGUCAACAUUCGGCCUCUUGUUUCUUGUGCUAGAGCUACAAUUACAGAUAAAACAGUUGAUUCAUUUCUACAAUUGGUCGAUGAGUGCAAGUUGCAGGCUGUUAAAAACCAACUGGACCAUCCAAGAAAAGUUUAUGGAUCUAAAGAAGAUAAUGAGGAUGCUCUAAAUUCACUUUCAGCCAUAGAAAUAACAGAAAGUCAAUCAAAAGAAUCAUUUGCUACCAUGAUAGCAAAGUUUAUGGGAACAUCAUCAAAUCAAGAUUCUGCCAUAAGAGAAGAGUUGCUUAAAGAUUUUGUACCAGAUGAUGUAUGCCCACUGGGAGUUGAUUUAUUCAUGGAGAUGCCAGGGGAAAAGUCUGAGCCAGUAUCAGAAGACAAAUAUUCUGAGAAGACCGAGCCCCCACUAUUCACAAUAGAUGAGAGUCCUGUACCUAGUACAUCUGAAGGUCAGAAAGAUCCUGGCGAUCAGCUGGCAUUCGAAUCUACUCCGCUUCUGAGUGUUGGUGAACUUUUAAAUGCAGUUUCUGAAACAACACAUCGAGUUGGAAGAUUUUCUGUCUCGACCCCACCUGACUUGCCUUACAUGGAAAUGGCUGGGCAUUGUGAGGCCCUUUCGGUGGUGGGAAAGCAGAAAAAGAUGUCUGCUUUAAUGAAUUCUCAACAAAGUUUGAUUAGAAUAUCUGCUGAUGAACAUAACCAAGCAAUGCCAAUGCUGACCUGUGAACAUAACCAAGCAAUGCAGAUGUCAUCCAAUUUUCACUUUCAGCAGGUUUUCUUUAUAUGUGUGGAAACCCAUUCCUUGACCAAAAUUUUGGUCCUGGUUCACUCAAUCCAUCUACUCCUGCUGCUCUAGUGCUUUGUGCAACUGAGUAUCAGCAUCUUCAGCACUUUAAGUUACCAGCUUAUAGUCCUUAUGAUAACUUCCUAAAGGCUGCUGGUUGUUGAUGCUGCAAGGACAAGAGCAGCUCUCAUGAGGUUCAAACUGUUUAUCAGAGUUAGGAACUCUGAGUGGUACGCUGAGGGUAACAAAGGCUUUAGUGCUCCUUGUUGCCACUGUUUUUUGGAAUCUUAGCAUAAGGAAAUCAACUACUGAUGGAUCAGCAAUUCAGCAUUGCCAUUUCGUUUUGAUAUCAGUUAGGAGUGAAGCUCAAAUUCUAUGGAGGAGUAAAGAAUGAAGCUCUGGUAGCACAUUGGAGACAGAAAUUUGGAGUUCUUUUCCUGCUGUGUUGAAAUCUUAGCAUACAGGUACUAGCAACUAUUGAUGGAUCAGUGAUAUUAUGUUGGUUUUCGCCAUUGAUUAAGGGGUUGUCAGUUUGAACAUCUGAUAGACUGAUACCUUCAUUCAUUUAUCUUCCUUCUUUGAAGGGGAGGGCUUUGUCCUUUCCCUUCUUUUCUGCCCUUUGAUUAACUUGCGUAUGUAAUGAAAUUUUUGAGUGCUCAUUGGCAUUGUUCUCCUCUGGAUGCUCCAAGGAGCUUGUAUAGUAACAUAUUUUUGGUAGAAAUGAAGUUUGUAGAGUUUGGAUUUUCUGUAA